AUGGAUAUGUCCUUACUGUUUCAGGCCAGAAAGAUUAACACAUUCUACUCCAAUGCUGGGCCUUAAUUUUACGAGACUCUAAUCGGUUAGUAAAGAUGGAGUUAUAUGGGUCAUUUCCCGUAAUUGAGGUGGGUAUUUGGCCUAUUAUGUAGAAGAACAAGAAUUCCAGUAAUGUAUUUUAUUAAAGACAAAUCACAUAAAAAUUUAGUAGAUAUUAUAAAGAGACACACUGUUCCUGGCACUGUUAUUUUUAGUGAUAGUCACUCUUCAUAUGUGAACAUGCCUAAAAGUAAAUCUAAAUUGACACAAUAUGGUUACUAUCAUUAUUGGAUUUGCCAUAUAACAAGAUAUGUGCAUGAAAAAUUUGGUUUUGUUCAUACAAGUGGCAUCGAAUUAUAAUGGAAUAACAUGAAAAAAAGUUUAAAAGGCCUCAGAUAUGCUUCAACUGAAAAAGUCAUUAAUGAGUAUGUCAAUAAUCAUACAUUCAGGACGCUUUAUCAUAAGGCUGGUCUUCAUGACAUGGUUUUGAAAGCAUUAAGACACUUUUUUGACUACUCUUAUAAUCAGAUUUUGGAACUUAGCGGUUUCGAGGAGUUUACUUGUCCGAAUCUUUGGAAACUCGACGAUUACAUCAAGCAUUUGAAAGAAGGAACUUGUAAAGAAUAAGUAAACUCACUUAUUACUGCAAAAAUGUGCAAAAAAGAUAAUAAUUAUUGGUAAAUUUAAGAAGAUCUUUUCAAUUGUGUGAAGCCAUUAAGUUUGGAUGUAAUACCGCAAGAUGUAAUGAACUAUCUAGAGAUAGAAAAUGCUCGAGGGAAAAAGUUAUGUCCAUUCGUUAGGAAUAUAUUUAUCCCAGUUUCUCAUGUUAUUGAAUAUAGAGAGUUUUGGGAGGAUACGGACAAUGACAAGAUUGGCCUUGAAAAAAAUGAGGAUGAAUAUAAGGAUUAUUGCAUAUCUUCAUUAAAGAAAGUAACAGGAGAAAGAGAUUACUAUAGGAAAUUAAAAGAAAUAAAGGAGACCUAGGUUAUUGACAUGGUUGAGGAAAAUAAAGAAAGAGAUGAUGAGCCGGGAAGUGUAAAAUUAACAUUUAUGGAAAAAUUUGUAAAUGGAAGGGCAUUAAAAAAUAAAAACUAGUUUUUAAUCAAUAAGAGCAAGCCUUUAGAUUGGGGCUAUCUGGAUGUAAAUGUAAGAAAUAAUUGA
Stylonychia lemnae is the source of this 1200-nucleotide messenger RNA. The record is from the annotation of a GenBank genome assembly. Lineage: Eukaryota; Ciliophora; Spirotrichea; Sporadotrichida; Oxytrichidae.